This is a messenger RNA of Prorocentrum cordatum, 477 nucleotides long. NCBI's taxonomy places the organism in Eukaryota, Dinophyceae, Prorocentrales, Prorocentraceae. The record is from the annotation of a GenBank genome assembly.
AUGCCCGUCGAGCAGCUGCCAGCGACCGCAGCUGCGGUCCGCGACGAGCACGCUGAGCAGAGGGCAGACGCUCUGCGUCCGCAUUGCAGCUUCAUGCUCGCGACCGACAAUAAGUUCGGCAACGCAGUGUGUUUAGGAUGUUUGUGUCCGAUGAGGGAAUAUUUUGUUGGCCCAGCGCUUGAUUGCGACCGCCAGCGCGUGCGGGGCGCCCUCGACGCAGAAGCUCCAGGUGGGCGCAUCGCGCGCGGAGGCACCCGCGGCCGCUGGAGCGUGGCGCAGACUGAGAUUAAGAAGUUCAAGCACACCUGUUCAAGUCGGUUCCAUCUGACUCUGGCGGGGCGCUGGGGCACUGACCAGCGGCGGGCGGACUGCGUGACGCGAAGCGCAUGCAGCAACGGCGAGGCGCAGUCGGCCCGUCAGCGGGAUCGACAGAGGAGCGCGUCGCUCAUGGGCGCGCCGCUCGUCUGCCCAAUUGAG